Messenger RNA from Psammomys obesus (fat sand rat), 1696 nucleotides. It is a transcript of the gene Slc10a1, whose product is annotated as solute carrier family 10 member 1. The transcript is spliced from 5 exons. The record is from RefSeq and is a predicted model, not a curated record. Gene Ontology annotation, molecular function: bile acid:sodium symporter activity. Gene Ontology annotation, biological process: bile acid and bile salt transport. Gene Ontology annotation, cellular component: membrane. Bases 140 to 1228 code for a protein of 362 amino acids. NCBI's taxonomy places the organism in Eukaryota, Metazoa, Chordata, Mammalia, Rodentia, Muridae.
UUGUGUAAUGCUUUAUUUGCCCACAGCUAUUUUGUCCAGAGACUCUGUCCUGAGAGGGGACUAAAGAAAACAUCCAGCAAAGCACCGGGCAAGGAAGGCCAGGAACAGAGAGCAAGGGCGGCCUUCACUGAGCCUGGGGAUGGAGGUGUACAAUGUAACAGCCCCCUUCAAUUUCUCUCUGCCACCCGGCUUCGGCCAGCGCCCCACAGACAAGGCUCUGAGUGUCAUCCUGGUGGUCAUGCUGCUACUGAUCAUGCUCUCUCUGGGAUGCACCAUGGAGCUGAGCAAGAUCAAGGCUCACUUGCGGAGACCCAAAGGGGUGGUCAUUGCCUUAGUGGCCCAGUAUGGCAUUAUGCCCCUCACUGCCUUUAUUCUGGGCAAGGUCUUCCGUCUGAAGGACAUCGAGGCACUGGCCAUCCUCAUCUGUGGAUGCUCUCCUGGAGGGAACCUGUCUAACCUCUUCACCCUGGGCAUGAAGGGGGACAUGAACCUCAGCAUUGUGAUGACUACCUGUUCCACCUUCAGUGCCUUGGGCAUGAUGCCCCUGCUCUUGUACAUCUACACGAAAGGGAUCUACGAUGGAGAUCUGAAGGACAAGGUGCCCUAUGCAGGCAUUAUGAUAUCACUGGUCAUGGUUCUCAUUCCUUGCACCAUAGGGAUCUUCCUCAAGUCCAAAAAGCCACGGGUUACACCCUACCUCAUGAAGGGAGGAAUGAUUACGACUUUCUUCCUCAGUGUGGCUGUCACUGCCCUCUCUAUCAUCAACGUGGGCAACAGCAUCUUGUUUGCCAUGACACCACUCUUGCUGGCUACCUCCUCCCUGAUGCCUUUCUCUGGCUUCCUGAUGGGCUACAUUCUCUCUGCUCUCUUCCAACUCAAUCCAAGGUGCAGACGCACCAUCAGCAUGGAAACAGGAUUUCAAAAUGUUCAACUCUGUUCUACCAUCCUCAAUGUGACCUUCCCCCCUCAAGUCAUUGGACCACUUUUCUUCUUUCCUCUCCUCUACAUGAUUUUCCAACUUGCAGAAGGACUUCUCUUCAUUUUUGUCUUCCGGUGCUAUAAGAAAAUCAAGACUCCCAAGGACAAAACAAAAAUUAUCUACAAGGCUGCUACAACUGAAGAUGCCAUUCCAGCAACUGUGGAAAAAGGCACCCACAACAGCAAUAUUCCUCCUACACAACCUAGCCCUUCCCCCAACGGCCUGGAUUCUGAGAAGAUGGCAAGUUAGAAAGCCUACGUGAAAAAUCAGCAGCAGUAAGAAUUGAACACCAAGCCUGCCUGAUUGUCUAGCACUUCCAGCAUAUCCAUCAGCAGAAUCAAGAAGCCAAACCUGAGACAGAAGGGCAUCUCUGCAGGAACCAUCACCUAUCCCCCAUUUUCUACUUGUUUAAAUUUGGUAUUUGUUUAAAAACUAAACAAGAGCUGGGCAAUGUAGUUCAUGCCUAUAACCCCAAUGCUCAGAAACUUAAGGUCAACCUUAGUACAAAGACUGUCUCAAGAAACCAAAAAUCCUUUUCAGUGGCUGAGCUCUAUGAAGGCUGAAGCAAACCUGCACUUGCACUGCUCUGUACAGCAGUAUCUGAUAAACAUUAAUGUCACUAUUUCUAAGGGGGUUUUGUUCUCUAAACAGCCACAAUCUGUUUCAAGCUGUAACCAAAGGAAAUAAACUGCCACUAACAGUUCUAAACUUAUGAAA